AUGCAUUCUGCAGAAUACCUUCUUGGUCUUUCGAAUAUCAACGCGGAGUUGGAGGAGAUCCUGGAGACUUCACCCGUGACCCGCAGGCUUGACGCCAAUACCAAUGUCCCAGAAUUGAGGCAACGUCUCACGGCUGCAAAGAAAGAACAAGUUGCAGCCAGCACAGCAUUAUUGAAAGAAGUUUCGUUCAUCGAAGAGGAUCGUCAAAUAUCGGUCCGGGAUGGCUCUUCAAUCGGAGUCAGAAUUCAUAGACCGAAGAAUGCUCCUAGUGGAGGUAGCCCUGUCUUUGUGGUUUAUCAUGGGGGUGGAUUCUGUUUUGGUGGGUUGGAUAAUGAAACUGUUCUAUGCAGACAGUGGACGGAUCUGGGUGGAGUGGCGGUAAAUGUCGAUUAUAGACUUGCGCCAGAACAUCCAUUUCCCACUGGAGUGAAUGAUGCGUAUGAUGCUUUGAAAUGGACUGCUGCAAACAUAGAUGAGCUUCGAAUUAACCCCAGCAAAGGCUUCUUAGUUGGAGGAGUUUCAGCCGGUGCCAACUUUGCCUCUGUGGUCUCACACUUAUAUCGAGAUGAGAAAUUAUCGCCACCGCUGACAGGUAUCUACCUCUCGAUUCCUCCCGUCGUCCCUCAAAAAGUCGUGCCGGAACAGUACAAGAGUACAUACUUGAGCUACGAACAGAACAAAGACGCGCCGCUAUUGAAUAGGAAAAUCGCGGAAACAUUCGACAGACACUAUGGGGCAAAAGAGCUAUCGCCCCUAGCUACCCCAAUACAAUUCGCAUCUCACAAGAACUUGCCCCCAACGUAUUUCCAGAUCUGUGGCUUAGAUCCUCUUCGAGAUGAGGGGUUUAUCUAUGAAGAUAUAUUGAAAGAAAAUGGGAUUGAGACGAGGACUGAUAUCUAUCCGGGAUUACCUCAUGGUUUCUGGACAUGGUAUCCCGAGACCAAGUUUUCCAGGAAAUAUGUGGAGGACUGUAAGAUGGGUAUGUCUUGGUUAUUGGAAAAGUCGAAUUGA
This is a messenger RNA of Sclerotinia borealis F-4128, 1011 nucleotides long. Lineage: Eukaryota; Fungi; Ascomycota; Leotiomycetes; Helotiales; Sclerotiniaceae. The record is from the annotation of a GenBank genome assembly.